AAGGAGUGCAAUAAAAGAGGACCUGCAUAGUUGGGUAGGUUUGGGUUUUUAUAGUGCUUUCAAGUCUUUGUUUGUUUCCUUUAAUUUCUCUCUAAUUGCCUUGGGUGCAAUUCCAAAGGAACAAAAUUUUAAACCUACUUAUCUGAUCUUCAAUGUAUUAUAUGAAUCCAAUGCAAGCAAUCAUGAUCUUGAUGGUGAAUGCAUAAGAGGGGGCCUCUCUUUGCAGGUUUAAUUAACCUUCUUCACCCACCUUCCUUCCCACCAUUAAUACACACAGAAAGAGAGAGAGAGAGAGAUAAACAAGUCCCUUUCUUUUACCUUUUCUUGCGUGUAUGGGUGUUUGGUGCAAGUGAUAUCAAGAAAAUUUCAGAUUUGCUCUUCUGCUCUUUUGUUUUCUUUCUUUCUUUCCUUUGCUUUUGUUUUUUCUUGCUAACAAUGAUGUGUUAGUUUUCUCAGUUUCUUUCUUUUUCUUGAGACUGAAUGAGAAAUGGGUUUUGUAGAAAGGAAGAGAAGAUUUCCUGUUCUUCUUCUUCCUCUUAUUCUUGCCCUUCUUUUCCUAGAAAAAUUUACUUUCAUUUCUGGUCUAAAUUACACAAAUUAUAGGCAUGUGAGUAGCUUGAGACUUAAAAGGAUUCAGAGACACUUGGACAAGAUUAACAAGCCUAGUGUUAUGACCAUAGAGAGCCCAGAUGGAGACAUCAUAGAUUGUGUUCAUAAAAGAAAACAACCAGCUUUAGAUCACCCUCUUUUAAAGAAUCACAAGAUUCAGAGAGUGCCAUCACAAAUGCCAAAAGUGAAAAAGAUAAAGGAAGAAGAAAUGGAGAUGAGGAGCAACGAAGCAACGGAGAAAGGUGCAUGGCAAAUGUGGCAUAGAAAUGGGACAAGGUGCCCUAAGGGAACUGUUCCAAUACGGCGGAGCACAGUCCAUGAUGUUUUAAGAGCCAAGUCAUUGUUUGACUUUGGGAAAAAGCCGCCUCCUACCUCUCUUUUUCGACGCUCCGAUCCACCCGCUGUAGUUAGUGGCAAUGGACACGAGCAUGCGAUCGCCUACACUGGAUCAUCACAAGAAGUGUACGGAGCAAAGGCAACUAUAAACGUGUGGGAUCCAUCCAUCCAAGUGGUCAACGAGUUCAGCUUAUCGCAAAUUUGGGUUCUUUCGGGAUCAUUCGACGGCUCAGAUCUCAACAGCAUAGAAGCUGGAUGGCAGGUUAGUCCGGAGCUUUAUGGUGACAGCAGGCCCAGAUUGUUUACAUACUGGACAAGUGACUCAUACCAGGCAACAGGAUGUUACAACCUUCUCUGCGCAGGGUUUGUUCAAAGCAAUAGCAGAAUAGCCAUUGGAGCUGCCAUUUCUCCUGUAUCAUCAUAUGCAGGCAGCCAAUAUGACAUUACCAUUCUCAUUUGGAAGGAUCCAAAAGUAGGGAAUUGGUGGUUGGGAUUUGGUGACAAUACCCUAGUAGGGUAUUGGCCAGCGGAGCUAUUUACACAUCUAGCAGACCAUGCCACCAUGGUGGAGUGGGGUGGUGAAGUGGUGAACUCUAGGGCCAAUGGCCAUCACACUUCAACCCAGAUGGGCUCAGGCCACUUCGCCGAAGAUGGGUUCGGAAAAGCAAGCUAUUUUCGGAACUUGGAGAUUGUUGACUCCGACAACAGCCUCAGCUCAGCCCAUGCUAUCUCUGUACUAGCUGAGAACACAAAUUGCUACAAUAUCCAGAGUUCCUACAACAAUGAAUGGGGCACAUAUUUUUACUACGGAGGCCCUGGAAGCAAUCCGCAGUGCCCGUAAUCACAUCUAUAUCAUCACCACUACCAUUAUUAUUAUCAUCAUUGUAUUUUAAAAAAAUAUAAUUUCUUAGGAGUUCACCAGUAAAUUUCUUAUUAUCAAAUUCUUUAAUCAUGUAAUUAUAGUUUUGCUAUUUCCGUUCUUGUUUCUGCUAGCUCUUCUAACAUGUGAGAAAGGAAUGUACCAUGCCAUUAACUAAACAAGCUAGACAAAAGUAUAGCAAAAACAGGCAUGAAAAUAGCAUGUUUUGGAUAGAUAUCUCUUACGUUGAUUGCUAGUUGCUUGGAAUGUAGCUUCAAUUGCAAAAGAAAAAGUUUGUGUCUUGAUAUCUCGUUCCAUUUAUUGGUUUAUCCUUUCCAA
This is a messenger RNA of Hevea brasiliensis (rubber tree), 2143 nucleotides long. RefSeq lists its product as uncharacterized. The record is from RefSeq and is a predicted model, not a curated record. NCBI's taxonomy places the organism in Eukaryota, Viridiplantae, Streptophyta, Magnoliopsida, Malpighiales, Euphorbiaceae. The transcript has 7 exons. The coding region runs from base 488 to 1786 and encodes 432 amino acids.